AUGUCUUCCACGCCCUUACCCCAAGUGCAUCUCUCAGUGGCUGACUGGUUGUGCCUAUAUCACCUCUCUCAGGCUCAUGUCCCCCGCCGUCAGCACACCGAUUCAGAGGCAGAGGCUGACUUGCGUGGACACAAAGGAGGAAGCCUCAGAUCAAUCUCAAAAGCUGUUGUCAUUGUUCUUAGGGGAAUUCGAGGACGAGAUGCGCAGCUGUCCACGGGGUUCUACUCGAGCUCGUGCCCGGGCGCGCUGGGCGCAGUCACGUCGGUGGUGCAGUCGGCCGUGGCAAACGAGCCGCGCAUGGGCGCAUCCAUCCACCGCCUCAUCUUCCACGACUGCUUCGUCCAGGGCUGCGACGGGUCGCUGCUCCUGGACGACACUGCGAGCUUCCAGGGGAGAAGAUGGCGACGCCCAACAACGGGUCGAAACGGAGGGAGUAUCAAGGAGUUCGCUCUCCGCCGCCUCCCGAAGCUAGGCCGAUGGUUCUGCACGGACGCCGAGGCCGCCGAUCAGGCCGUCGCCAGCAACGGCUUGCAGACGUUCGCCCUCGGCCUGAACAAGCGGCUCGCUGACGACGCCGGCAGGAGCGGCAACCUCGUCUUCUCCCCGCUGUCCGUAUACGCGGCGCUCUCCCUGGUGGCCGCGGGCGCCCGCGACCGCACCCUCGACGAGCUGCUCGGGGUCCUCGGCGCGCCGUCGCGGGACUUCCUCGCCGGCCACGUCCGCGCGCUCACCGAGCAGGUCCUCGCCGACCGGUCCAAGACCGGCGGCCCGCGCGUCAGCUUCGCGUGCGGCGUCUGGCACGACCGGACCGUGCCCCUCCGCCCUGCCUACCGCCGUGAUGCCGCCGAGUCCUUCAAGGCCGUCGCCCGCGCCGUUAACUUCCGCCAAAAGCCGGAGGAGGCAAGGGAGCAGAUCAACGCAUGGGUGGCGGCGUCGACCAACGGCCUCAUCCCCUCCAUCCUCAGCCGGGGAGCACUGUCAAACCACACCGACCUGGUGUUGGCUAACGCCAUCUACUUCAAGGGCAAGUGGGCGGAGCCAUUCAACAAGCAUCUCACAAAGGACGGCAAGUUCCACCGCCUCGACGGCACCGCCGUCGACGCUCCCUUCAUGCGCGGCCUCAGCAUGCACAGCAUCGCCUGCCACAAUGGCUUCAAGGUGCUCCAGCUCCGUUACGAGCAAGGCCACCCCAUGCUGCCUGCUCUAGCUCCGACGCCGCCGCCCAUCUACUCGAUGUGCGUCUUCCUGCCCGACGCUCGCGACGGGCUAUGGCGGCUCACCGACAAGAUCACAUGCAACCCCGACUUUCUGCGCCAGCACCUGCCGAGGAGCGACGUCCUGGUCGACGACUUCCGGCUGCCCAAAUUCAAGGUCACCUUCGGCCUAACGCUGAACGACGUUCUCCGGGAGAUGGGGGUCAAGGAGGCGUUCGAGAUGGGGAAGGCCGACCUGUCAGACAUGACGGAGGACGGCGCAAGGAGGAAGCCGGCGCUGGAGCAGGUGAUCCACAGGGCUGUCAUCGAGGUGAAUGAGGAAGGCACAGAGGCGGCGGCCGCCACUUGCAUGAUGUGUCUUAUGUGCUCACCGAACCCGCCGCCGCCUCCACCGUCUGUGGACUUCGUGGCUGACCAUCCAUUUGCCUUCUUCAUCGUCGAGGAGGUGUCAGGCGCGAUUUUGUUUGCCGGACACGUCCUUGACCCCACCAUCAACUGA
Messenger RNA from Hordeum vulgare subsp. vulgare (domesticated barley), 1713 nucleotides. RefSeq names its product putative serpin-Z5. The transcript has 6 exons. The coding region runs from base 1 to 1713 and encodes 570 amino acids. NCBI's taxonomy places the organism in Eukaryota, Viridiplantae, Streptophyta, Magnoliopsida, Poales, Poaceae. Gene Ontology annotation, molecular function: peroxidase activity; serine-type endopeptidase inhibitor activity; heme binding. The record is from RefSeq and is a predicted model, not a curated record. Gene Ontology annotation, biological process: response to oxidative stress.